AUAUUCCCAUCAUUCCGGAUCUGGAAGAUGUCCAGGAAGAAGACUUUAUUUUGCAGGUGGCAUCCCCUCCAAGCAUCCAGGUAAACCGGGUGAUGACCUAUCGUGACCUGGACAAUGACCUCAUGAAGUACUCUGCCUUUCAGACCUUGGAUGGCGAGAUUGACCUGAAGCUCCUCACUAAAGUGCUUGCGCCAGAACAUGAAGUGCGAGAGGAUGAUGUAGGCUGGGACUGGGACCAUCUCUACACCGAGGUGUCCUCUGAGCUCCUCACCGAAUGGGACCUGCUGCAGGCAGAGGAGGAAGACCCUGAAGGACCACCCCAGCCCACCUGAACCCAGAACCUCUGCAUUGGACUUGAAUAAAUGCAAUAAGUAUAAAACCAAGGGAGCUUGAAAGCAGCUUAGAAUUUUUAUAUGGAAUAUUUUGUAAUAAAAAAUACUUAUUUUCAG
Molecule: messenger RNA, 449 nt
Organism: Castor canadensis (American beaver)
Lineage: Eukaryota; Metazoa; Chordata; Mammalia; Rodentia; Castoridae
Gene: Ift43
Product: intraflagellar transport 43
Biological process (GO): intraciliary retrograde transport
Cellular component (GO): cilium; intraciliary transport particle A
Source: RefSeq, a predicted model, not a curated record